This is a messenger RNA of Drosophila arizonae, 2819 nucleotides long. It is a transcript of the gene Eip63E, whose product is annotated as cyclin dependent kinase Eip63E. Lineage: Eukaryota; Metazoa; Arthropoda; Insecta; Diptera; Drosophilidae. The record is from RefSeq and is a predicted model, not a curated record. Gene Ontology annotation, molecular function: cyclin-dependent protein serine/threonine kinase activity; ATP binding; heme binding. Gene Ontology annotation, biological process: protein phosphorylation. Gene Ontology annotation, cellular component: cytoplasm; nucleus.
UGUGUUUGUGUGUGUGCUGCUUGUGUUUGUAUGUGUGCGUGCGUGCGUGUGACAGCAGCAACAACAAAAGCAUUGGGCUUGCAAUCAACGGGAUCGCCAUCACUUGACGUCGCGGUCGCGGUCGCAGUCGACGUUGUUGGCUCUGUUAAUUUUUGUAUAUGUUAAAUAAAUCUGAUAAAGAAAAUGAAAUUAAAUGAAAUACAAAUAAUCAAUUAAAGUGCAGUUGCUGUUGCCCCAAUUGGCGUUUCUUGUGUUUUUCGUUUCGCUUCUUACUGCUGCCACGAAUAAACCAUUAAAGUAAAAUAGAAAAGUACAAAAAAAAAAUCGUAAAAGAAAUUAUUAUCUGGUUGCGUGUUGUUGUAUUUGUCUUUGUUUGCGUUUUUAGUCCCGUGCAUUGUGCUGCUUCCUGCUCUCGCUCUUACACACACACACAUACAGUCGCGCGCGCUUCUCUUGUUGUUGAUUUAUGCAUGUGUGUGUGUGUUGCUAACGGUUAUUGUCGAGCGUUUUUCGCCACAAGUUCUUAUCAGCGCGGCGCAACGGCAACGGCUGCGAGUUCAAGUUCGUCGCCGUCUGCGACAACAAAAACAACAACAACAACAGGAAUAACAAUAACUACAACGAGAACAGCAGCAGCCGCUGCAGCAAUAGCAGCAGCAGCCGCCGCAGCUACGACAAUUACAACUACAGCGACAAUAAGAAACGUGACUAAUGCACUGCUCGCGUAGUCUCUCAGCUGCCGCGGAUACAACAACAUUCUUCAGCGCAGCGACUGCGGCGUCGGCGUCCGCAUCGGCCUCCUCUGCCAGCACAACACCGACAAUGGCCACAACAACAACAGCAACAAAUGCUAAAGAUGGCGUCACAAUGCGGGAGAAAAAAGGCGGCGCCCUGCAGAAGCUCAAGAAGAGGCUGUCGCACAGCUUUGGCAGAUUAACUAUUUCCCGCGAGGAUGGCGACGAUUCGACACAUCAUCAUCAUCAUCAUAAUCAUCAUCGCGGCGGCGGCGCCCAUCAUAAUCACGGUAAUAAAGUUCCAUUCAAUGGCUACAACUCGGAGGAGUAUCUGGAUCGCCUCGAGCCCAAUGGCAAUAUACCCGCUGACAAAACAAAUUGCAGAUAUGGCGCACAAGAAUCUGCGAAAAAUGAUAAUAAUAAACCACAAGACUGGCGCAGCACGGACAGCACCGACCAUCAUGAUCGCGUACAGCGACAAUUGUCGGUCUCGUCGGACAGCAAGCUGCUGGAUGAUGAUAUCAGGGAGGAGAUGAAGUACCAUUCGCAUGUCGUCAUGCGACCCAAGAAGCCGCCCAGACCCAAGUCCGAAGUCUUUCUCAACAAACAGGAUCCGCAUCCGCGACGAAAACGUUUCAGUGCAUUUGGGGGCGACUCACCCUUCGGCAAGCAGGAGGCCUAUGUUAAGCUGGAACCGCUCGGCGAGGGCUCCUAUGCGACAGUCUACAAAGGAUUUAGCAAAUUAACCUACCAGCGCGUUGCACUGAAGGAGAUCCGGCUGCAGGAGGAGGAGGGCGCACCAUUCACGGCCAUACGGGAGGCGUCGCUGCUAAAAGAACUGAAACACAGCAACAUUGUGACCCUGCACGACAUCGUGCACACCCGCGAGACGUUGACCUUUGUCUUUGAAUAUGUGAAUACCGAUCUAUCGCAAUAUAUGGAAAAGCAUCCGGGUGGGUUGGACCAUCGCAACGUGCGCCUGUUCCUUUUCCAGCUCCUGCGCGGCCUCUCCUACUGCCACAAGCGACGCGUCCUGCAUCGCGAUGUCAAGCCGCAGAAUCUGCUAAUCAGCGACUGCGGCGAACUGAAGCUGGCCGACUUCGGCCUGGCCCGUGCCAAGAGCGUGCCCAGCCAUACGUAUUCCCAUGAAGUGGUUACGUUAUGGUACCGUCCACCAGAUGUUCUGCUGGGCAGCACGGAGUACUCGACGUCGCUGGACAUGUGGGGCGUUGGCUGCAUAUUUGUGGAGAUGGUGACUGGUAUGCCAACGUUUCCGGGCAUACGUGAUACAUACGAUCAGCUGGACAAGAUAUUCAAAUUGCUUGGCACGCCCACCGAGGACACGUGGCAGGGCGUCACACAUUUUCCCGGCUAUAAACCACACAAGCUGGGUUUCUAUCGACCACGAAAACUGGGUCACAAUUUUCCACGGCUGUACGAUAUCAUCGAGGGCGAGACGAUAGCGAACGCGUUCCUCCAGCUCAAUCCCGAGCAGCGCAUCGGCGCCGACGACGCACUGCAUCAUCCCUACUUUGCGCAAUUGCCAAAGAAACUCUACGAAUUGCCAGACGAAACCUCAAUUUUCACCGUGGAAGGCGUGCAGCUGCAUACGGAACCGAAUCGACAGAAUAAAUGAAAAUUAAAGCAGGUCCUCUCAGUGGAUGGCGUACGUUUCUAUUGUUAGACCCAACUAUUAGCCCUAUUAACAGCAAACAACAAACAACAAACCACAAACAACAACAACAGCCCAGCUAAACAACCCACAAUACAACCCAGCAAACAACUCAAGCAACAAACAACAAACAAACAACAAGCAAACAAACAGCAAUUGGCAGCCAUCAAAGUCGCGCGUCUUAAACCAUAAUUUGUCCAAUAAUCAGUGCGAGUGAGAUAGAGACAAAGAGUGUGAGUGGGAGUGUGAGUGAGUGUGUGAGAGAGACAGCAGCAUUUCAGUCAAAUAUAUACAUAUGUAUAUCGUGCCUGGGCAUAUAUUAGUUACGUUUAGUUAGGCUACAUUCACGUCAUCUUUUAUAAGGAUACUCAGAGUUUAGUCAAAUGUUUGCUUUGCCGCUGACUUUUUCUUAU